Messenger RNA from Rubroshorea leprosula, 646 nucleotides. The record is from the annotation of a GenBank genome assembly. Lineage: Eukaryota; Viridiplantae; Streptophyta; Magnoliopsida; Malvales; Dipterocarpaceae.
GAAAAAGCCAAAAAAAUAAAAACAAGCAUGGCGAAGGUUUUUUGAAGAAGACAGGUCAGAAUCGGAGGGAGGGAUCCCACCCACGGGAUCAAACUCCAACCCUCUCCCUCACCACCUUUCUCAAGAACCUCCUCUGAUGAGAAAAUUACCUACAGAAACAAAUCCAGAAAAGGCACACUUCUUGAAACUCAACAACGUCUCCUCCUCUAGCCGUUGUUGCCCCUUUUCUUCCCCACGAAAUCCCUUUCUACUGCUCUUCGAAAACUCAGAAGGAGACUCCCAAAACCAGACCCAAAAUCAACAAAAGACCCCCCCUUUACUCUGCUUUUUGCUCCAUAUAUAUACCCAAAUAAUAAAAUAAAAUAAAAUGAAAUAAAUAAAUAAAUAAACUUGCUCCGUCAAUCACUGAUGAUGCCAAUUUUGUCUGGUAUUGCUGUUUUUUUGUGUAGGUGAGGCAGGGGCAUGGUUGUAGCGAUUAUUGGGUGGCCUGAAUCUACUCAUGGUGCACAUGUUUUUACCAAUACAUUGGAAAAGCAUAAGGAUGUGUUUCCUUCAUCCUCUUGAUGGUAAUAAUUUUCUAUUUAUUUUGUAAUAUAGUUUUUAAGCACAAUUCUUAAUGAAUUUUUAAGAAAAAUUUUCGUAUUUA